Messenger RNA from Thelazia callipaeda (thelaziosis nematode), 808 nucleotides. Lineage: Eukaryota; Metazoa; Nematoda; Chromadorea; Rhabditida; Thelaziidae. The record is from the annotation of a GenBank genome assembly.
ACUGCAAGAUUACACUACGAAGAUUUUAUCAAAUGAUUACAUUAUGCCAUUUAAGAGAUGCCAUUAUCACUGUUCUAUCGUAUCUUGUGGGAGCUAGUCGUUUUUUCAACAAAUAUGUAUGCACUAAUUUGUCGCAAAGUAUCAUGCAGUGUUAUUUGGGACAGAUUAUGCAUAUUGGUGAUCUGAAGCGAGCCGUAGAAGAUGUUAUCUUACGACCUGAUGAUAAUCCAAUCAGUGAUAUGGAGAGGCGUUCUACAAUCGCUGCUCUUGAUCUCUGUCAGGUUCGAGAAGCUCAGAGAGUACUCCCACAUACUUCAAAUUCGAGACAGAGGUCACGAGAGCAAACGUGUCCUAUGUUAACUUCAUCUUUAUGUAGUGGUGAAGUGUUCAGUUCCACGGAAAGCACCUGCAGCACCUCGCUGACAGCAUCCACUGGUGUUUAUCAUCAUCAACAAGUACCCACGAACCAACCACCACCACUGAGUAUGAGCACCUCGUUGGAUACAAUGGUUCUACGACAAACGCUUUCUAAUCGGCCUUCGUUGGGUACAUCACGUCGAUCAAGUCGAGUUCUCCCACAUUAUGGCCAGAGUAAACGUAAACGUUCUAAUUCCGUCUCAUCGUGCAUGAAUAAAAAAUACUCACGGUAUUAUUUUUGCAAUUCAAAAUUCGUUGUCAAGAGAAAAAUCGAUAGUUUAUUGUUUAAGAUAAACGUAAGUCAACAAGAUAUGCAGAUGUCUUAUCUUGGUACAAAAGAUAGCGAAAGAUUUGAAAAAGGAUUAGUCAAUGAAAUGCGGAAAAGAUAGGA